Leopardus geoffroyi (Geoffroy's cat) is the source of this 1688-nucleotide messenger RNA. Its product is annotated as myelin P2 protein. The record is from RefSeq and is a predicted model, not a curated record. The transcript is spliced from 5 exons. Gene Ontology annotation, cellular component: myelin sheath; cytosol; nucleus. Gene Ontology annotation, molecular function: fatty acid binding. The coding region runs from base 1017 to 1448 and encodes 143 amino acids. Gene Ontology annotation, biological process: fatty acid transport; membrane organization. NCBI's taxonomy places the organism in Eukaryota, Metazoa, Chordata, Mammalia, Carnivora, Felidae.
GCAAGUGAAUUAUUUUUCAGGGAUUCCUUUCUCCCAUCAGCUGUAAGGGAGCAGAUGGGCUAAGUCCUAAAAAGUAUUUCCUAUGGCUCUUUAUGCUAAUGCCUGAAAAGUACAGCCUACUUUAAUGCUGUGAACGUCACUUUCUCACUAAGAGGAAAAAAUGCAAAUUGAAUAAAAAACUGUGGCCAGCUUAGUAUAUGCUGUAAUGACUAACAAAAGAAGCUGAGAUGCAGAAAUUAUCUUCUAUUUCCUCCCCAGUGAAUGAGUAACUUUAAUUCUCAGGUGUUCUAUUAGGAAUAAUGACUUGAAAUCUUAGACUAGAUUUUGCAAGAGGCCAUGUACGUUACAGUCUAGUAAAAACCAAGCUUAAUGCAUUGUUUGGAGGAAUCAGAAACUACUUCCCUCUCUUUAUUGCCAUUCAACAAAAGACAAGCUAUUAACCACCUUUGAGCAGUGUAAAUGUCACAGCAACUGUCACCAUAGCAACCAAAAGAUAGAAUAUCCACUGGUGACUAAGGAGCUUACAAGAAAUGAUUUGCAUUAAGACAGCAACUAUAAUCUCAAUAUUGUUAAACGUAGAGAAAAACACUCAUCUGAAACAUGUGAUAGGAAGAUAUCAAGCCUGAAGUGCCAUUGUCACCUUCUGUCAAAUAGCUGUCUCGGGUGGGGGCACCAGAUGCCUUAGUGGCUGAGUUCUAAAGAUAAAUGAGAUCAUCAGUCUCAAGGCAUCUGGUGUCUAAACAAUGUCAUAAGGGAUCUUCCUACAUAAUAAUGGUUCAUUGGCUCUUUAGUGAUAUCCUCACUACCUCCAUCUGCAAAUGAUAAAAAAUAAUAAUUGGGAAAAAGGAAAAUAAUAAUUGGAUAUUCUAAUAUGUCUCUGACCGUUUGUUUAAUGUCUGUCUUCCUAACUAGGAUAUAAGGCCCAUAUGGGCAGGAACUGUUGCUGUUUCACUCACCACGUUCUCUCCAGUGCUACCUCAGUUCAAUAAAUUUGUGUCGAGUUAUUGUCCACAUGCAUGCAGAACUGUGUUGAAUUCUCAUCCAUCGCAAUGAGCAACAGAUUCCUGGGCACCUGGAAACUCGUCUCCAGUGAGAACUUUGAUGAUUACAUGAAAGCUCUGGGUGUGGGGUUAGCCACCAGAAAACUGGGAAACUUGGCCAAACCCCGAGUGAUCAUCAGCAAGAAAGGGGAUAUUAUAACUAUAAGAACUGAAAGUACAUUUAAAAAUACAGAGAUCUCCUUCAAGUUAGGCCAAGAGUUUGAAGAAACCACAGCUGACAACAGGAAAACAAAGAGCACUGUAACCUUGUCAAGAGGCUCAUUGAAUCAAGUGCAGAAAUGGGAUGACAAAGAGACAACAAUAAAAAGAAAGUUGGUGGAUGGUAAAAUGGUAGUGGAAUGUAAAAUGAAGGGCGUGGUCUGCACCCGAAUUUACGAGAAGGUCUGAGAAAAUCAUUUCCUCAUUGAAGUGGCAUUUGAUCAUUUGAUGUUGGAAAUCAACGGUCUUCGUUGGCAAGGCCCGACUACACUGCAAUUUGUUUGUUUUUGCUUUUGUCUUAAUAGAUCAGAUAGGUAAAGGUCUAAACCGAGGAUUAAUCUAAAAUUCAGUGUUGUUGAAACAUCUUCAAUUCGCAUGCAUUUCCUCACUGUAUUAAAGUAUGUAGACUGGCCACACCUAAAUACUUGA